UUUUUUUUUUUUUUUAAAAAAAAAAUAAAACUCAUCUAAUCAAUAUAAUGCCAAAGAAAUCAACCAAACGUACACAUUUAAGAACAACAGAAGAAACGAGAUACAACAUUUGUGAAGAUUACUUUGCACGAUUCAUGACAGUAAAGAAGAUUUGUCAAAAGUAUCGAAUGGCAGACACAACCGUACGUGGUAUUUUAGAACGUAAUCGAGUGGAAGAUAGAAUUGCUUACAAGUCGCGUGGAGGUGCUCGUAAUACGACUCAAUUUAAACAGGAGCAUACACAUUUUAUUAGGGAUAUGAUGGAUAUGGAAGAUGAACAAAACAUAGUAUCUUUGGAAGAAAUACAAAAAAAGUUAUUAGAACGUUUUCCAAAUGAUUUUUUUGUAGCAUCAUCAUCAUCAUCAUCAGCGUCAUCAGCGUCAUCAGCGUCAUCAUCAUCAUCAGCGUCAGUAACACCUACCUUAUCUGCCUUACAACGUCAUAUUGAUAAAAACUUACAAUUAACAAUGAAAAGAGUAAUGAGUCCACUACCGGCUGAUGUCAACAUAAGUCAUAUUCAUCAACAAAGACUGGCAUAUUGUAAUCAUUUACAAGCAAACCAAUUUGAUUAUUUAACGAAUUGUAUAUUUAUUGGUGAAAGUGAGUUUAAUGUCUGUAUGGUGCCGGCAAGACUAAGAUUAAAACGAGGUAAAAAAUCAGAUGCAAUGCUGUCAAAGACAAGAAGAGGCAAGACAAUUUCAAUUCUUGGCGCCAUUAGUUCAAAUAGAAUAGAAUGUUUACAAGCUAUCGUUGUCGAUAGACCCUCAGAUCAAGCCAUGUACGAGGAUUUUAUGACUGAAUACUACUUCAACAAUACAUCAUCAUUAUAUCCUUUUACCGCUUUAUAGUAGAUUGUUGAGUCCAAUCGAACCAUGUUUUCAGUCUUUAAAAAAUUUUAUUUGUCGAUCCCCUAGUGCUCAAAAAGAGGAUCUAUUCCAAUUGAUUAAAAAUGCUGAAAAUAAUAUUUCAAAGGAAACGUGUACCAGUUGGACACAAGAAAGUCUUGAUCAUCUUAAAAAAUGUUUACAAGGUGAAUCUAUUAUAAUUACGUAAUCCUACUAAUAAUAAUAAUAAAGUAUGUAUAAUAUAACUAAAAAUGUUAAUAAAAUUAUUAUUAUGUUACAGUAAUAUUAC
Cokeromyces recurvatus is the source of this 1173-nucleotide messenger RNA. RefSeq lists its product as uncharacterized. The record is from RefSeq and is a predicted model, not a curated record. Lineage: Eukaryota; Fungi; Mucoromycota; Mucoromycetes; Mucorales; Mucoraceae. The coding region runs from base 48 to 887 and encodes 279 amino acids. Gene Ontology annotation, molecular function: nucleic acid binding. The transcript is spliced from 2 exons.